Messenger RNA from Zophobas morio, 1584 nucleotides. RefSeq lists its product as uncharacterized. The transcript is spliced from 5 exons. Bases 349 to 651 code for a protein of 100 amino acids. The record is from RefSeq and is a predicted model, not a curated record. Lineage: Eukaryota; Metazoa; Arthropoda; Insecta; Coleoptera; Tenebrionidae.
UAAAAUAAAUUAUUAACAUAUUUCAGGGAUCAUUAACAAUUGAAAUCGGCUAUUUAUAGAGACGACAAAGGACGUUUAGUGUAUAAUGCGAUUAACCUCUGAAGUAAACACACGUUGAGGAAAUGUGAAAGUGAUUGAGAGAAAGGUGGCAUAUACAUAUUCGGUGAAACAUCGGCGGGAAGGUAGUGAAGUCUACCUGAUCUGGUGGUACUGUUAUAUUAUCUCUAUCGCAACAGUGGAUUUUAGUAUUUUGUACUUGUGUAACUCAACGGAAAUAUCAGAGUGGUUCUUCAAGUGUACAGGCAUUUUUGUUGUUGAUCUGCACUGCAUAGUUCGGUUUCUAAGACAAUGAGCAAGGUUGUUGUCUACGUUCUCGACAAAAUUGUAUGGAUGUUACUAAUAACAGCUGUUACCACGCAAGCACUUCAAAUAGUUGGAGUUGUGGAUACACCUAAAGGCCUCGGUGACAUCGCUUACAAGCAGGACAAUGAAUACAAUUUUCAAGUACAAGUUGGUGGGAGCGACGUUCGAGGUAAAAGGCAAACAGAUCAAAGAUCUCGGUUUAUAGACAACUUAUUCAAUAAACAGUUUGGCCAGGGUGAAUACUUCUUCAGGAUAAAUCGGACGAAAGUUAUAACAGCGAUAAUGUAGGGAUCGAAUUCCGAUAUCGACAUUAAAUGCUGUGAAUAAUUUGGUUCAAAGUAGUAGGCCUGCUUUCCAAAGUUUGAGAGAUUUUGCUGCAAGAAAAUUAGAAAGAGCCAACCAAGCUGCCCAAAGUAAUAAUCAGCUACUAAGGCAGCAAAAAGUGCAAGCUGUUGAAGUGCUUAAUAAAGAAGAAACUGUAACAAAACAGUAGGUGUUAAAAUGGGUAUAUGACAUGAAAAUCAUGUACAAAGUUGAUGAGGAUAAACGAAAAUAUAGAGUUUGGGGUUUUGUACAUAUUUACGUAUUCACUUUUCUGACCUUGCCGUAGAAGAUUAACGUUAGGUUAGUAAAAAUAGUAAAUGAGGAAAGUUACUGUGGGUAAGAAGAUGUUGUAUUAUUACGUUUGUAUUUUUUCGUAGUAGGAGUAUGCAUAUGUACUGCAGUUUAAGUUUUUUCAAUGAAACUGUUUUCUUAGCCGAAAACUUUUUUUCACCGUAAUCCUGUUGUGUAGAUGAUUAUCAAAUCUAUUGUGUUUAAAAAUAAGACGAGAAAGUACUAAUUAAUGCUGACUUACAAUAGACGUGGUUUCAAGGAAGUGUAACCUAAGAACACAAAGUGAAAAAAAGUUGAACAGGACGGAAAACUAUUUACUGUUGCUUAUUUUUUUUAUAUUGUUUGAAUUUAUAUAGUUUGUUCUUAAAAUACAAUUUUUAUAUGUUUAACAUAUUCACAUAGUAUUUAUUCUAUGUGAGUGUGAUUAUUAAUUCGUUCUGUUUGCUCUACAAUUUUAGUUUUUAUAAAAAUUUACACAAUGCUUAUAGUUUACCGUAAGAUCUUGCCACAAUAUUAGUCUAAAGUAAUUUAGCAACAAAUGCAUGCUUUGAGCAUAUAUUCAUUGUUAUGACUAUGUUAUUGAUGUGAUAUAUUCUAUGUCUUACA